This is a messenger RNA of Dermatophagoides pteronyssinus (European house dust mite), 1968 nucleotides long. RefSeq lists its product as uncharacterized. NCBI's taxonomy places the organism in Eukaryota, Metazoa, Arthropoda, Arachnida, Sarcoptiformes, Pyroglyphidae. The record is from RefSeq and is a predicted model, not a curated record.
AUGACCAUAUCGAUCAUACCAAAAUCAUUGAAAAAUAUUAGUUUCGUAGAAAUAUUUCAACGUAAUCUUAUUUAUUUGCAGAUCUUUACGUUUCGAUUAAAAUUUUCUCUUGAAGAUUAUCAAAAUAAAAAUAUACCAUUAACAUGGAAAACAUUUCGAAUUACAUUUAUGCUUACAUCAAUGACAUUGACAGCUAUAUUUUGCCUUGGAUUGUUGACUUUAUUUCCUAAAAAUCAUCCAUUCAUGAGUUUUCAUAAUAUUGAAACAAUAUUAAAAACUGAUCGUAUGGAUUUAUUUACAAUGGCAUUAUUUAUCAUGGUUAUUACAUUGGAAGCAAUGUUUUUUCAUUUAUCAAGCGAAGUUUUAAAUUAUCGAAUGAUUGCAUAUCGAUUAUAUAUUAUUAAUGGCAUAGCUACAAUUGCUAUUGGAUAUUAUUGGGCUAUCAUAUUCUAUGAAGAAAAUAUUAUAACAUUAAAAGAAUCGGUUUUAAGUAUGUUAGCAUUUGGUUUAAUUAUUACUGAUAUAGCUUAUCUUGUUGGACAAAUGUUUACGACUAUUUUAUUAUUCAUUGUAUUUGUCAUCGAGUUAUUUCAAGUAAAAUUGGAAGAAUUAUAUAAAUUUGUACGAAAAAUGUUUGAUCAUUACUGGACUUAUAAUAGAAUGAAAACAAUAUUUUGGGAUCGAUUUCAAGCUAAAUACGUAAAACUUUAUGCUGAAAUUGUUGAUUUUAAUAAUUCUUUUGAUGUUAUGCUUUUCUACAUAGAAACAGUAUCAAAAUCGUCUAUCAUAAUAUCAUGCAUGUUUUACAGUAAACAAAAAGAAAUAAGUCAAUAUUGUAUAAUGGUAAUUUUAUCAUUAAUGUCAACUUUUAUUUGUGUAACUAUUCUUUAUUCACGUGUUGCACGAUUACCAUCAUAUAAUCGUCGUUGUUAUUAUCAGAAUAAAAAUAUACCAUGGACAUGGAAAACAUUUCGAUAUACAUUUUUAUUGACACCAAUGACAUUGUUUUCAAUAAUAUUUUUAGGUAUAUUGGCUAUAUGGCCAGACAAUCAUCCAUUUAUGGAUUAUCAUGUUGUUGAAACAAUAUUAAAAACUGAACGUAUGGAUUUAUUCAUAUUGGCAUUAUUUAUUAUGUCUAUCAUAUUGGAAGCAAUCUUUCGAUUAUAUAUUAUUAAUUGUAUUUGUACGAUUGUUCUUGCGUAUUAUUGGUCAAUCAUAUUUUAUACGAAAAAUCUUACAACAUUUAGACAAUUAGUAUUCACUUUUCCAGCAUAUUUUGUGGCUUGUUGGAAUUUAACUUAUCUUAUUGGACAAUUGCUUUUGACCGUUUUAACAUUUAUUGUGUUUGUCAUUGAAUUUUUUCAAGUAAAAUUUGAAGAAUUAGAUAAACUAGCGAAGAAAGUGUCCAACCGUCAUUGGACUAAAAAUGAAUUUAUGAAAAUAUUCUGGAGUAGAUUUCAAGUUGAAUAUGUGAAACUUUAUGCUGAAAUUUCUGAUUUCAAUAAAUCAUUUAGUGUGAUGCUUUUGUAUAUGGAAACGGUAUCCAAAUCAUCCAUCAUAAUAUCAUGCAUGUUUUACAGCAAACAAAAAGAGAUAGGUGAAUACUUUAUGGUGGCAAUCUUAUCAUUAAUGUCAACUUUUGUUUGCGUAACAAGUCUUUAUUCACGUGUAGCACGAUUACCAUCACAUAAUCGUCGUUGUUGUAAAUCUAUAAUUAAAUGGUUAGCACGAACACAAUGGUCAUCAUCAAAAACAAAAUUUAAAAAUACAAUUACAAGACAAGGGAUUAUAAUUAUAAACCGUACUACAAUCAAAUCGAAUCUGUUCGUUCAAACUAUGAGCGAAAAUCAACUUGGUUUCACAUGUGGUCAUCUAUUUUUUAUAACAAAAUUCAAAUACAUUGAAUUGCUUUUAAUGAACAUUCCAAUGAUAUUUAUGUUUUAUGAACAAUUAUGUAUGGAUUCAUAA